Dromiciops gliroides (monito del monte) is the source of this 2417-nucleotide messenger RNA. RefSeq names its product DNA polymerase epsilon 3, accessory subunit (gene POLE3). The transcript has 4 exons. Gene Ontology annotation, molecular function: chromatin DNA binding; protein heterodimerization activity. Gene Ontology annotation, cellular component: CHRAC; epsilon DNA polymerase complex. NCBI's taxonomy places the organism in Eukaryota, Metazoa, Chordata, Mammalia, Microbiotheria, Microbiotheriidae. Gene Ontology annotation, biological process: DNA damage response; leading strand elongation; heterochromatin formation. The coding region runs from base 473 to 916 and encodes 147 amino acids. The record is from RefSeq and is a predicted model, not a curated record.
CGUUCCCUGCCCCCGCACUGAGGUCCGCAGAGCUUCCCGGGCUCGCGACUGAGACGUAGGUAAACUCUGCUUCCACUACGUCCCCGCGACGCUGAGUAGAUGAAAGAAGUCUCUAGGCAACCGCGCGCUGCACCAUGGGGGACCAACGGGAAGGGCGGGGCUUUAAGGUCUCCCGGCCAGGCCAAGCGGGCCUUGGAUUGGCCGAAAACCAUCGGGGGAAGUCGUAAAUCGAGAGUGCACGAGGCCGGCGCCACUCCCGGACGGCGUGGAACGCGCUGGGGCGGGGAGGCGGGUGUACGAACGGAAGCCUAGGCGGGACACGCGGUCGGGGGCGGGAAGUACGGACGCCGGAGCGGCGCCCUGGGUGAGAAACGCUACCGGCGUAGGUCCGGGGCGCAACUGCCGCCCUGUCCCGGAGGCCGCCGGCGGCCUUGUUGCGGCUCUCCCGGGGGAGACGAAAGACGAGGUGGCCAUGGCGGAAAGGCCAGAGGACCUGAACCUUCCCAACGCCGUCAUCACCAGAAUCAUCAAGGAGGCGCUCCCCGACGGCGUCAACAUUUCCAAAGAGGCCCGGAGUGCCAUCUCUCGGGCCGCCAGCGUGUUCGUGCUGUACGCCACGUCCUGUGCAAACAACUUUGCUAUGAAAGGAAAACGGAAGACCCUAAAUGCUGGUGAUGUACUAUCGGCUAUGGAAGAGAUGGAAUUUCAGCGAUUUGUUUCCCCUUUAAAAGAAGCACUAGAUGCAUAUAGACGUGAACAGAAAGGUAAGAAGGAAGCUUCAGAGCAAAAGAAGAAGGAUAAAGACAAAAGGACAGAUUCUGAGGAACAAGACAAGAGCAGAGAAGAUGAUAAUGAUGAGGAUGAUGAAAGAAUGGAUGAGGAGGAACAGAAUGAUGAAGAAGAGGUUGACAAUUGAGCUUCAUGGAGAGAAUGUAGAGUCAGAUGAUGAGAAACUUGGGGCUCAACACUGUUGCCUUCAUUGUGCUGUCGGACAGCGGAUUCUGUGGCCUUUUUCCUCCACUGCUAAGAAUGCCCAUUUAUGAGGACCUAAGAAUACUUAUUGAAUAAUCCCCAAACCAGAGUUUUUCUGAAUUAGACCUGUAUUUUCUAUUUACAUAAUCCAUAAAUUCUGGCCUUUUGACAAGGUAGGUUAUGAAUUGCCAUUUAGUCAGAUUUUUAUGGGAGAAAAAAUGUAGAAGAUUUAUAUAUAUUUCACAUCCUAUUUUAUGACCCAAAUGUUCAUACUGUAUUUAGGGGCUGUAAAGAAAAUUGGAGAGGUUUGAACUCUGAGUAUAAGUAGCCUCUGGUAGAUAGAAUGUAGCUCACUGAAAGAGUGAUCAGGGCACUCUGGAUCUGGAUUUGGAUCUGGAUCCAAAAAGUCUGGGAUAGAGAAUGAAAUUCUCAUCCCUUUGAAGUAACUUUCAGUAACGUUUCUGCUUACUUUGGUUUGUAACUGAUUAUCUUCUGUUCCUGAGUCCUUUCCCCUGGUCUCUUGCUGAGUUUGGAGCUUGGUUCCUUCCUAUUUGCCACACCCUACUCAGCACUUUGAAUAUGUUUUGAAGUUUGUACUUCACUAUAUUAGUGGAGUGUUGGGUCUAAUGUAAAGUUGGCAAUACACCUCAAGAUUCUCUUCCCCUACCCCUACCUACUGAACAGAAGUUUGAAAACAGACUUUCUGGUAUACGUAAUCCCUUUACUUUUGGUUUUAUAGUGAACCUCACAUGUGUCUCAGCCUUGGCUAUUUUGACAAGCUCCAAAAUUCAUUUCCUCCAGGCCCUACACAGUCACUCUCUCCAGAUUGUUCUUUGCUUUGCUAACUUGUGACCAUAAAUCCAGCUUAAUUUAAGAAAUGUUAGAUUUCUUCCAAUCCCAGAGUUCUGGCUCUUGUCUUUUAAAGACAGCUUGAUAGUAUAACUGUUAAUGAAAUCUAAUAAUGCUUAGGAAUGUAAUUCUAGCAAACCACCUUUCUGAAGUGGUUUUGAUGGGGCCUUCAUCUUUUGUUAGGCUCCCCUUCCAUUCACUCCCAACAUCUCUGUCUUCAAGUUAAGUGGUUAUUUCUGAAGGUUAAAAGCUCCCAGAAGACCUUUGUCACCAUGAUAAAAAUCUGUUUAACUAGACGGGGCUCCCACAAUGACCACAUUCAGUCCCUCUAUUAAGGGCUACCUUGAGAAUUAGGAAUAAGAGUUUUUGCCAACUUCUCCCCCUAGUCAGUCUCAUUUUUUUGGUCUAUAAAAUACAAACUGACCAUUCCAACUGAAGUAUGACAGGUGAACAAAUGUAGUCUGGUACCAUUUACUCAUUAAUGGAUUAUAGGGAUAAGUUUGUUGACAAAUAAGGGAAGAAUCUCAUUUCACUCUACAUUCAAGGGAAGAAAAUGUAAUGGUUUGUAUAAAUAAAGAAUGUUGUUUAAAUCGUUA